GGCCGCCUAACAACAACGUCAACAAGAAGGCAUCUUCGGGGGAGAGGGCCGGGCGUUACACAUCAUGGGGAUUCUAGAAAACAACGAUAUAUCGGAAGACGAUUUUGUGGUCCUACUAGAAGACCGAUCAUUUGUGGAUUACUUCAACAUAUAUCUAAGUCUACCGAUAUUUGGACAACACGUGGUCUACAGUUUCAUUGAAAGAGAGUUCUCUUAUGAACCACCAAUCAGGAAGAAGAAAAGUCUUGUGGACCGCAGAGAAGUAGUACAUUGGUUAUACACAAAGAGAUACCCAAGCUUUUCCAAAUCGAAUCUGUGUACAGAGUACAUACUAAGCAGUAGACUUCGUGAUUUAAACGUAAAUCUACUCGGUAAAAAUGUUGACGAAUCUGAUGAUCAGGCUACACUUACAAGAAACAUUCUUGGAAAUGCAGUCGGUAUGCAGUUAUUUCGAGAAUCCCUAAUCGGCACUCCGGGUGAAAAAUGCUAUAAAUGCUGGCUUGACCUCGAAAGACAUCGGCGCAUGCCUCCCGGGGAGCAACGCCAGAGACUGAUGCUGUACAUAAGGAAUAUUUACUUGGCAGAUGGCGCUCUACAUGAACUUCAGACUGCUGGAAGACACGCUGUUUUUGAAGGAAAACUAAAUUUUGAACUUAUCCCAGAAACAGAAAUACAAAGACAGCUUAUUAAAGAUUUUGGAAGCGGAAAUAUUAUCUACCGUAAAAAUUCAGACGAUGCCUUCCAACAGCUCGAACGUUUGAUAGUAGCAGCAUUGAGAAUGUAUUGGGUUCCAAGAUACUUAUUAAAUCUUCUCAAAACUAUACCAAAGCAAUAUCUGGCCGUUCUGAAGCGAGCAACUCCUUAUGAUCAACGUGCACUACAGGAACAUCGACAGAUGACUUGUCGGUUAGUGUUUCCAAAAAUAUAUGACGCUGACUCCUCACCGACGAAAUUAAUCGAGUCUAACAUCGACGGUGAAAUGAAGAACAUACGAAUAAAACCUCUUUCAGCAAGGUCCGACAAACCUAGGACACAAUAUACUGGUUCCAGUCUUUCAGACAAGGUGACCUUGACAUCUUCUUUAGAAUCCUGUAGUAUACCGGAUGGAGAGCACGAAGAAGAUAUUAAAAUUAGCGAUUUUCUUUCAAUAGCUGGAGGCGGAAGACUAGAAUACGUCGAGCCGAAAGAAUCAAAAUCAAGUAUUUCGUCACAAGAAUUUGAAUCUUUCGAUUUCGGUAAUGCUGAACCACGGACAUGUUCUUCUGAAACUGCAGUAACGACGACCUCUUCAUUUACUCAAAUUCGUCCAACCCUUAGUAUACCGCCAUCCUUAGCUACAUACAUCAGUGGUAAGAAUCGUAUCAAGACAGGCAGAAAAACUAACAAUAAGGUGAUGUUUGCUCUCGCAGCGGACAAUUUAGCAGGAAACCCAUUACAGUCAUACUUGAACCGUUCAGGAAAGACGAGAGACGAAAAAUUGCUCAAAUUGUGGAUAGAUGUUCGACAGUAUUUAGAUGCGGAUGACUCACACCGAGACGAGUUUGGUCAUUCUAUAAAACAACAUUUGGCGCGGGUCAUCUUCAACCAAUAUCUUGUAUCCAACAAUGACGAUCUAUUGCCUGAAAGCGUGAAAAUGUCGAUAUAUACCAGUUUAUCGCGACAAGAUGAUGCAACUUUAUUAUGUUUUGUCCAGGACUUUGUCACAGGGAGUUUAAAGGACACAUGGAAAAUCUUCAUGCUAGCAGAAAGGAAAGCUUUCAGGAAACAAGUGGUUGGUAGUCGCCAUUUUGACAGAAACGUAUUAGAAUACCCUCCAAAUAUGGACAAAGACCUGGAUGAUCCAUUACUUCUUAUCAAUACAUCGCAAGGUAUCAGUCCAGAGAUGCUGUCAAAAGAUUACCGUCCUAAGAGUGGGUCAAUGUCAGAGGAAAGACCAUGGAGCCGACUGUCCGACAACUUACCAGUGGCGUUAACGGAUGAACAGAUUAUGAAAGCCUUUGAAUUCACCGUUAUAUUGGCAGAGUACGGGAGACCCGGAAUGUUUACUUACAAAAAACCUACGAUAGCUGAUAUUAUAGAUGUGCUCUACAGUGAUUUCGGCAGUUUACAUAUCAACAAAGUACAUCCUAAAAGACAUCCAUUCCUUUACAAUCUUAUGAACAAGCCAAAGAUAGAUAUAGAGAACCUAAAGGUGUCACGAGAGGUAUUCUUAGACAGACCAACGAUAAUAGAGGCUGAUGACACACCACGUAAUAAUAGACUCGUUCUUAGAAGAGACGGUCUUUUGAUUGAAAGGCCACCCCGUCCAAGAAAUUUCAUGGAAGUGCUGAAUUCAGCCUUGCAUUAUGAUUUCUUUAGAAGAUUUAUGGCAAGUAAUAAAACGCCAUAUCCUCUUGCCUUUUGGAGAAAUAUUGAGGAACUUCGUCAAAUGCCACCAGGGCGCCUGCGUCACAAUAUGAUCAGUAACAUUAUCAGAAAGUAUUUCGGCAAGAGUGCGAAGCAAGGUGCUUGGUUAGACUGUAGUGACGAUAUUAUAAGACAGAUUCCUUCCAUGGAAAAGGUUCCUUUAAGUGUUUUAAUAUGUGCUCAGGCUAGUGUGUUCAGAGCCAUGGAACAAAAAUGGUAUCCUAAAUAUCUGGAAACUUUUCCACCCGAUGCAGAUUAUGAACCAGAAUUCCAGGUCCCUACUCUGAAAGAAGAACCUAAGCCAAGGGUCAGAAGAGUUAAGAAAAAACGAACGCUCUAUCUAUGGAAUAGCUUCCUAACUAUGAUUUGUGCUUUCCUGAAGUCAAUGAAGGAUCAAAGAGAGGUUCAACUCCUAGAGUUAUAUAUGAGAAAGGAAAUUCGCCGAGAAUUCAAAAAGCAAAACAGCAAGCAACACGAUUACCCGCCAAAUAAAAAUGUUACUACUGGAUCAAAUAUUCAUUUCCAACCGAGGAUUGUGUUGAAAAAUCGACUUGUAUAUGUAGACAAAUUACCAAUGGAUCUACGAUUUUGGUGUGAAAUUGCAAGAUAUGUUGAAAUGGUGGAUUAUAUUCAUGGACUUAAACCCGUUUCACGUAACAACGAAGACUUUUUAUACGAGAAGGCAAGAACAAUUGUCAACUAUUAUGUAUCUUCCGAUAUACCUCCUAAAAAUCAGCUGAACAUUUCCACUGACUUAGCAACAAAUAUAUCUAACUCACUGGACAAAGAUGGACCAACCAGGGGACUUUUUCAUGAUGCACUCCUCGUAAUAUUCCCGCUUAUUUACCAUUACUGGAGACAAUGUCAGAAGGAAUGGAUGAAAAAUCAUACUGCAGCAGAGUUAAUGGAGAUGAUAGAAGAAGAAGAAAAAUCACGAGAAAGACCAAGCACCCCACACAAACUUGAAGAGGUGCCGGACUAUCUUAGAAUUAGAGCAUCUCAAAUAAAAGUCGCCACACAGUUCGUCUCCGGAUAUAUUAUUGAUGAAGAUCAGUGGAUUAUUAAUUUUUCACUUGUUGAUGGCAUGCGAAUUUUACUUCCUCAACCUAAAAACGUACCAAAACAUGGCCGUAAAGGGAGUUUGGCGACAAGACGAACAAGUGUCAUGGAAAAAGGCUCCCAUAAAACCGUUACCGGAAGUGACUCUAAGAUGAGCGAAUCUUCACACAAGAAAGAAAAAUCAAAAGACAAGGAAAAGAGUAAGCUGAAAACAAAAUCGAAAAAGAAAAUGGAUGCUCUAACAGAGGAAGCUGAUUCAAGGUUUUCGUCUCAAAACAUUAAACCAACCAAGUCAAGGAGCUCCCAUACACCACCAGAAGGCAAAGAGAAACUUGUAGAUGAACUGGUGGAGAGAUCAUCCAAAUCACCGAGUCGUCUUAGAAAAAUGAACGACCUUGUUUCUGCGGCUAUACAAGACGACAUUGAUCAAGACAUAUUUGGAACUGAAUGAAUAUUUAUCUGACAUAAUAAACAUACUAUUUUGAUUCUAAUGAUCUGAUUCACUGGUACAUAAAUAAUUUAAAUCGUACAGAAGCCUGUAGUGUUUUUUAAGAAUGCUGUAGUUCCUUCAAAAAUCAAUUUCAGCAAAGGUCUGAUAUCCAUGAUAUCCUACAUAUAUUCAUAGAAUUUUGUAAUUUUAAAUAAGUUCAAAAUGGCAAUUUUUAGACUAAUAUAAAAAAAGGAGAUAUGGUAUAAGUCAAUUU
This is a messenger RNA of Mytilus californianus (California mussel), 4169 nucleotides long. Its product is annotated as regulator of G-protein signaling protein-like. Bases 65 to 3916 code for a protein of 1283 amino acids. The record is from RefSeq and is a predicted model, not a curated record. The transcript has 20 exons. Lineage: Eukaryota; Metazoa; Mollusca; Bivalvia; Mytilida; Mytilidae.